AUGGGACAGAGUGUGCCGUCGCAACCGUCGCAGCCAUCGCAACCAUCGCAGCCUUCGCAACCAACCGGAAAUGGCAAUCAGCCAUCACCGAUCGCGAUGUUACGCAAGCUCCGCCUGCGGGCGUUUGUACCGGUGAACGGCGGAGGUCAGCCGCAAAUCCAGCAGAACGGUGGUAACUUCGCCCCGGCUCCACCUAGUGUGGCCACGGUGCCGGUGUCCACAUUCUUUACUACAAUUAUGCAGCUUCUUGGCGAAACCAGUACACCACUCCCAUCGAUGGCGCCGCAAAUACCCGUUACCGGCGCCGGCGGGGGUGGGCAGGCCGAAGUAACCACACAAAUGCCACUGGCUACAACAGCUACCACUGGCGCUGGUACAACAAGCACACGGCCGUCGAUCAACAUCGAUAUCAACAUUAAUUUAGGAGGGCCGACCAAUGCCAGUGGUACCAAUGUUAGUAACGCUUCGGUAUCGGCACCACCUGGAAGUGGGGGCGCAGGGAAUAAUAACGUGCCGAUUUCAGUUACCACCGCUCCUGCGCCACUAGCCACAACGCUUGCGCCGGCUUCAAUGGCCACCACAAUGCCUGCUGCAUCGGCUACUCAACCAAAUAACCCACAAAUGCCACCAUCAUCCGGCGCCACCGGUGGUAAUAGUGGAACCCAAGUGCUCUGUUUUUCCAUUCCUAACGAAUUAAUUGCUCAACUGCUAGCUGCUGCUGCUAAUCUGGGGGUGUCGUCAAUAACCAUGCCUAAGUCGGAACAGCCGGCGGUACCACCACGGGCAACCAUCACACCGUCACCCACGCCGCCACCGCAGUUACCACCGCAAAACCCUCCGCCGGGUCCGGCAGUGAAUUCGGAAGGCGGUAACGUGGGCAGCGAAACCGUGGUUAAUGAAGAACUAAUACCGAUUGUUACCAUCAACCCAGGGGCGGUGGCACCAGCCGCCACUCCGUUACCACACGCUCUCGUGACCAAUCCACCUGUUUUGCUUCCCGCCACCACGGCCAUGCCGCCGUCUUAUUAUGCCACCCUGGGACCGUACGGUGCUGGAUCGUACGGUGUCUUCCCGGCUGUAGCGCAGGCUACCACCACCCAGAUGGUCCCGGUAGCGCCAGCUGGUCCGGUGGUCCGCGUGGAAGGCGGUGUGGUGGCACCUUCUCCAUCCAACGCCAAUCCCUUUCCGGUUAUGCAACCGCAACAAUCCGAGACGGUUAAUAAUCCUGGAACUGUAGCCCCUGCGGUGACCGUUCCACCUGUUGCUGUUGUCACUACCAUGGCUACUGUGCCGCCAGUGCGGGCCCAGGUCACACUAGCACCUGUAUACCCAGCUCCAGCAGCAAAUAAUUAUGCCAACGCAAACCAGGGUUAUAAUGGAUAUCCGUACGCAGUCAGACCGCCAUCCGCUUAUGCCGCAGCUCCACCCGCCGUUCCAGUACGACUAGCCGCGUCGUCCAUAUCCUUCCCGGCAUACAUUCCGUCACCGAAUGGUAAUGGCUACGUUCAGGCAAUGGUGCAGCCAGUACCCUAUUAUACGUUCCCAUCGGCGACACAGAACAGAAUGGACAACAAUAUUGUUGCCUCCCGAGACGGCAUGUCGCAAUCUUUACUGCUAAAUAAUGCCAGCACCAGUGGGAUGACCAAUCGGGCGCUAGAUGCAGUGCUUCCGUCUACUUCUACUGAUGCAAAUGAGUUCCUGCAGGCAAUCUGCAACAAUGCUGAAUUUUGCCGGAUGCCGCUACGCUUACCAAUGAUGGAUUAUUGCAUAUAUUUACUGUACAAUAAUCGACGUUUUUCUGUAGGCGAUAAGGUACUCAAGAUCAACCGGGUCGUGUCCGAGCCAAACGAUGCCGCCAAUAUUAACGCUCAAGUUCAGCUACUUCAUCAAGCCUGGCCAGGCAUCAAAGAGGGAGAUGUAACGGGAAGAAUAACUGCAGCGGCAACGAGGGCUGACGGGACAACAUUUCUUUUUUCGCGUUGGAUGGAAAAUACUGGAAGUUUGACCAAAAUUAUCAGAUGGCCAGUGACUCACCAAAACACCUCGAUGCCGGAUUUCCUGGGAGCAAAGCGGUUUGAUACCGUUUACCAUGACCCGCUUUCCGGCGACUUAAAUUUUGUUGAUGGAGGAACCUACUCAGCGUUCAAUCAUAAACGUUUCCCGCCGUUUCGCGGUCCAUUUGAUCUGCGGAGUAGCGAGAAUGCUGACCAGCUGCCGGCUGGAGUGAAAAUCGAUGCCGCCUUUACCGAAGGCUCGGAUGUGUAUUUUAUUAUGGGCCGUCCCACUAUGGUCUACCGGCUACGAGUAGCAGUCCGGCCGGCGUGGCCAGGACCACGAUUACCGAAUGUCGAUACUUUAAGAAAGUUCGAACUUAUUCCCCAAUACCCUAAACCGUUCCGGUCAAUAUUACCAUGUAGUUGAUUUUUUUGUACGACACAGAUUCUGUUGAUUUUGGUUUGUAUUUGAUUGAUGGGUUUGUUGAUGCGGAAAACUUUCUAAAUCGAUGAUUUCAACUAAAUUCGGAUGGUAAAUAAAGAUGGACACGAGACGUGAAUUAA
Paramacrobiotus metropolitanus is the source of this 2558-nucleotide messenger RNA. Its product is annotated as calphotin-like. NCBI's taxonomy places the organism in Eukaryota, Metazoa, Tardigrada, Eutardigrada, Parachela, Macrobiotidae. Bases 1 to 2421 code for a protein of 806 amino acids. The transcript has 8 exons. The record is from RefSeq and is a predicted model, not a curated record.